This is a messenger RNA of Erigeron canadensis, 1717 nucleotides long. Its product is annotated as putative clathrin assembly protein At5g57200. Gene Ontology annotation, biological process: vesicle budding from membrane; clathrin coat assembly; clathrin-dependent endocytosis. The transcript has 12 exons. Gene Ontology annotation, molecular function: SNARE binding; 1-phosphatidylinositol binding; clathrin heavy chain binding. NCBI's taxonomy places the organism in Eukaryota, Viridiplantae, Streptophyta, Magnoliopsida, Asterales, Asteraceae. Bases 1 to 1590 code for a protein of 529 amino acids. The record is from RefSeq and is a predicted model, not a curated record. Gene Ontology annotation, cellular component: clathrin-coated pit; clathrin-coated vesicle.
AUGUUAGGGAUCAUCGGUGCAACGUCUAUUGCUGUACCACGAGCAGAUGUUGGAUACUGCAUCCAUACGCUUUCCAGGAGAUUAACAAAGACCAAGAAUUGGAUUGUGGCGGUGAAGACCUUGAUGGUUUUACAUAGGAUUUUGAGAGAGGGCGAUCCUAGUUUUAGAGAAGAGUUACUGGUUCAUUCUCGCAGAAGGAAACUUUUCCAGAUUCCGGAAUUCAGAGAUGAAUCUAGCCAGCUUGCUUGUGAUUGUUCUUCGUGGAUACGAAACUAUGCUACGUAUCUUGAAGAACGAUUAGAGUGUUACAGAGUUUUGGGAUUUGACAUUGAGACAGAACGUUUCACAAUAGCGCCAGGAUCAGGCAAGGCUUAUAGUAGAACUCGGGUCAUGCACAUUGACGAGCUACUUGAUCAGCUACCUGCUAUGCAACAACUUCUCCAUCGUCUCAUAGCUUGUCAGCCCGAGGGAGUAGCAUACAUUAAUAGUCUUAUACAACAUGCCUUGACUCUAGUACUCAAGGAAAGUCUGAAGAUCUAUUCUGUGAUCAAUGAUGGCAUAAUCAAACUUGUUGAUGCGUUCUUCGAUCUGUCAAAAGAUGAUGCCGUUAAUGCUUUAAACAUCUACAAAAAAGCCGGAAAACAGACUGAACAGCUUAUAGAGUUCUACAAUCUCGGGAAACAUCUGCGUGCUGCUAUGAACAUCCAGUUUCCAUCAUUGACUCAGCCUCCACCUUCGUUUCUUGUAACUAUGGAGGAACAUAUACAAGGAGCUUCUUCGAAUAGUUCUGUUUUAAAUAUCAACCUGGAGCAUCAAGAUAUGAAUGAGCAAUCUCCACGAGAAAUCAAAGAAGUCGAAAACAAAGAGGCCUUACAAGAUCACGGACCCGAAUCAAAGCUUACGAAAGAGGUAGAAGAAGUCGAAAACAAAGAGGCCUUACAAGAUCAAGGACCCGUAUUAAAACCUAUAAAAGAGGUAGAAGAAGUUCUACCACUCAUCAGCAUUGAUAAUACAGAUUGUCCAGAUUUGAAAGAAACAACCUCAAAAUUUGCAGAAUUAGACGUUAGUGAAGCUCUUCCCAUCAUUAAGGCAGGUAAAAUGUUUGAAAAAACAUCAAACUGUUGGGAGCUUGCGGUUGUUACCUCAUCAAGUAACACCAAUAACAAUGCCAAUGCCCUACCACAGGGCAAACUGGGUGGUGGAUUUGACAAGAUGAUACUCUACAGUUUAUAUGAAGAUAACAUUGCAAAGAAACAUAUACAAAAUCAAUACGGUUUGCAAUAUGACCCCUAUCAUUGCCACCACCAUCUAUUACCAAACCAAGCCCAGUUUGUGUCUGGUGGAGUGGCUCCACCACUCGCUAUACAGACAACCAUUAUGCACCAACAGACGCAACAACAACAACAUAUGAUGAACCAACAACCAUGUCACCAACAAUAUCAGCGCUGGUAUCAACAACAAAAUAUAUGCAUAACAUACAAUCAUCAACGAUCAUCAAACCAGUAUCUACAACGACAGGUGAUGGAUCCAAAACCGUACGUGUUUGGGGAUGGAAUUAAUAAUCUACAGAGUAAUCAUGGAUUAAUAUAGACUGGACAUAUAUGAUGUCCAUUCGUAUAGUGUAACUAUAAGUAGAUUAAAGGAACUCUGACUUAUAAAAAAAGAUUAGAAAAACUUCAUUAGAUAGAUAUAUGUUUGUAAGUAAUACUAGAAAAUU